UGUCCAGGAAGUUUUUGAGCAUAUGAAGCGCUUGUGUGCAGUUAGAGUAGACUAAACUGUGUCCAAAAAUUCAUGAUAAGGAACUAACUCUCCAUGCAACAUGGCCUAGCAAAUAUAAUCACUAGAUGAGUUUUUUUGCGAAACUUUGCGAAAAUUUUUUAAGAAAAGUAGAUCGAGAUCCCAGAUUUCCUUCUCGUAAUAUUUAACGACGAAUCGCUAUUUACACAAGAGUAAGAAGGAGUAUUAAAUUUUUACAACAUGCAUUUAUGAAGUGAGGAAAAUCCGAGAAUUACGCGAUUGAGGAACUUUCAAACACGUUGGGAGAUUAAUAUCUGGAUUUUUUUAAAAGAUAUUCCACUAGAGAGGAACAAAAUAAUUUUUCAGCAAAACGACGCUGAGCCACAUAACGCCAGAAUUGUGACGGCUUAUUUGAAACAGUUUCCGAGAUGGUGGAUGAGACGAUACAGGCCAAUACAUUGCCUCGCAAGAUCUCCAGAUCUCAAUCCUCUGGAUUUUUUUUCUGGGGCUACUGCAAGGAGUUAAUUUAUAAAACGCUUCCUGAAGACGCAGAAGAUCUAGAAACAAGAUGCGAUAUGCCGUAUGAGCUAUCGAAGAGAAUGUUAUGAAAAAUGGCAUUUAAGCAAUCCGCUCUUUUUAGAACGUUCAAAACAGUCUGUUCUUUUCACGAUCGAAAGCAAUUCGCCCUUUUUAAGACGACUAUACGUUUUUAUCUGGAAUAUUUCUCAUACUCGAGUAACGAUAUUGGCAUUGAAAAAUCUAUGGAAAUUGGCAGCGAUCCUUCAGACAGUGAGGAGAGCGACGACAAUGACAUACAGGGUACUAGCAUUACAAAACUGAUCAAUUUGUAUGAUCCUAAAGAAUUCGAGAAUCUGGAAGCAUCGACGGAGAUCAAGGAAUUAUUUCAAAAUAUAAUAAGGUAUACGCCACAGAAAAUCGAGCUUAACUACAAGUUGAUACCAUUUAUUCCUGACUACAUACCGGCCGUCGGCGAUAUAGAUGCCUUCAUUAAGAUACCGAGACCUGACGGAGUCGAAGAUAAAAUUGGCCUAACUGUAUUAGACGAGCCCUGUACUGAUCAAUCGGAUCCAGCGGUGCUGCAUUUGCAAUUACGCAAUCAUUCUAGGAGUGCCGGCGCUGCCACGAGACAGGCGUUCGUCAAAAGGAUAGAGGAUGCUGAGAGAAAUAGCAAGUCAAUUGAUAAAUGGAUUAAUGAUAUGAAUCAGCUACACAGGAGUAAACAUCCGCCGGGUGUGCAACUGAACCAUGCGAUGCCAGACAUCGAUGGAUUGAUGCAGCAGUGGCCGCUUCAAGUGGAAGAAAAACUAAAUGAACUACAACUGGAUCUAUCAGAGCUUGAUUGUGAUCUGCCGCAAUUGGUCGAUGUGGUCUGCAAUCUUUUGGACAUUCCCACGCGAGAGAACACCCGACUAGAGGCUCUUCACACGCUAUUUACAUUGUACCUGGAGAUUAGAAAUGUUGAAAACCGAAACUUCAGUUAGCAUUAAAUAAUUAAAUUAGUUUGUAUUUAAGUUGUAAGAGUUAAUUCUAAUCGAUAUUCAUAAUUAAUUCUUAUCCAAAUAAAGAAUAGAUUGAAAUGGAUUGAAAUGUGUUGUGUGUUUGUGACACUGGUGUCUCAUACGCCAAGGCGGCAUGUAAUAACAAUGACUCUCUUUGUUGUAAUGAAUCGAACUUUUAUUGUUGAGUCAAAUUUAAGAUGUAUUCAAAGCGGGCGGUAAGCGAAGCUUAGACCGAUAACUUGUGUAUUCGUUAAGAUGCGUGCACCGGUAAUUCACACUUGGUAGUCGACGUCGAGUGAUUUGUCAGUUCGGAAGAAAGUAUAUUGCGCAUGGUAGCGAGACCGGCAAAUCUUGGAAACUUAGCAAUUCGCACACAUUGCCUGUCCUCGCGGUGUGCGUAUACUGAGAACGUUAGGUAACAAAAUGCAGCGACAGAACACCGGGGUAGUUCGCAUUUCGGUUUUGGGAUAAGAAGUAUUAAUGAAUAGAUGAUCCGUAUUGAUCGGGAUCGGGAAGCGAACUGAUUUCUCGCACGCGGAAUGUGUGUGCGAUCGUCAUCUUUUCGAGUGUCGUGUACGGGGGGGGGGGGCGUGAUUAGAGCGAGAACACGCUUGUUUGAAUGGUGACAGCUCUGUGAGCGUCGAUUUAUUCAUCGUCAUCGAGAAUACAAAUCAACGAUUCCGAACGAGAAUACAAUUCAAAUCAACGAUUCCGAAACAAAAUGGAUUCAGAUUUUCA
Messenger RNA from Atta colombica, 2276 nucleotides. RefSeq names its product intraflagellar transport protein 46 homolog (gene IFT46). Gene Ontology annotation, cellular component: centrosome; intraciliary transport particle B; motile cilium. The record is from RefSeq and is a predicted model, not a curated record. The transcript has 5 exons. Bases 630 to 1520 code for a protein of 296 amino acids. Gene Ontology annotation, biological process: cilium assembly; intraciliary transport. Lineage: Eukaryota; Metazoa; Arthropoda; Insecta; Hymenoptera; Formicidae.